UUCAAUUCUCUUCAUAUACCUGAAUACCCUCAACUAUAUAUACAUCUCUUCACCUUAAAUUCUCUCGUCAUCCCACAGAAACACAAUUUUUUCACUCUCCUCUAAUCCCGACUUCAUCGGUGAUUACCGCUUUGUUUUUUUUGUUAAACAAUAUUUAUUUUGAACUCAAAAACUUGUUUAAUUUUGAAACAAACAUAAUACAUAUACUAUAUACAAACACUUUCUAAAAACUUGGAGGCCCUAAGUUUUUGGUAGCUCUAGGCCCGUGGCUAGAUUGCCAAGCCUAUGGAUCCGCCUCCGUUUUCACCUUUAGAAGCAGAGUUUUAUUUAGACCCAGAUGAUCCUUUAGAUGCACAUCGUUCGGUUGCAGGUCCUUUAGACGCAGAGUAUUCUUUAGCCACAAAGCUUAAUCCGUUACGAAUUCCACUUGAAGAUAUACUACAAGCUACCAAUGAUUUUUCUAAAGAAAAUCUCUUAAGACAAGAUGAAAAGAUAGCUAUUUACAAAGGAUGGCUGUGGUGGCGGGAAGUAGAUGUUGUAAUCAGGAAGUAUACUAGAUACCCAUCUGAGUUCUUUCGAAAGAUUGAGGGAAUUUCUCGUCUCAAGCAUAGAAAUGUAGCAUCAUUGAUUGGUUUUUGUAUUGAGGAAAAUGUUCUGAUGGUAGUUAUGGAGCGUGCAGUUAAUGGAAGUCUGGCCAAAUAUAUAAAUGAUCAAGCAACCCUCACAUGGUCUCAAAGAUUGAAUAUAUGUUUUGGUGCUGCACUUGCGUUGACAUUCAGGCAACAUAGUAGCAGACAUUUUUAUAUAAACAUGGGAGACUUUGAAAUAAUGUUAGAUAAAGAUUGGGAAGCCAAGGUACUAUUUUGUAUAGAAUCAGAGUCGAAAAACUCUGAUCUGUACUCUUUGGGCGUAAUAUUGUUGGAAAUGCUUUAUGGGAGGAAAGCAACGAUCGAAGAUGUUAAUCAAUAUUGUUAUGAAGAGGUGGAUGAUAUGAUUGAUCCCCAUCUAAGGACACAAAUGCACCCACACUCACUGUCCAUCUUCUCAAGAACAACCUAUGACUGCCUCAAAAGCAAGAAAAGAUCCGAUAUCUCACCGAUUGCGGAAACACUUAAGGAAGCUUUUGAUAUUCAAUGGAAACAUGAAAAUCGUUUUUCGGAGCACGAAUUCGGUUUUUCGAUCAAGGCAUUACCUGAAAAGAGGAAGUUUUUGGAAGCAGUGAUGAAAGCAGGGCCUUUGUUACAAAACCUGUUACUGGCUGGACCGUUACCACAUUGGUGCCACCCUCCGCCGCCUCUAGAUGCUUACCGGAUUCCGCCGCCACCGGUGGUGCACCAACUAUGCUACCGGUUAACUGUUUGGUUGGGAAAUUUAGCAGGAAAAGUGGUUUUCCUGAAGGCUGUGAUUCUUAUAUUGAUAGUAGAUAUAGAUGUUGGAGAGUGGUGGCUAGAGGUGGUGGUUGGUGAUUAAUGGUGGCGGUGGAGGAGAUGCAGGGAGAAAGAAAGAGGGAGAGAGAGAAAGCUAGAGAGAGAAGCAGAGAUAUGGUUGUGGUUUAUUUAUUUUUGUUUUAUAUAUAUAUUCUAUUAAUUCUGCAUAUUUAUUUUUGUUUUAUUUGUUAGCUUUUUUAAAUAAACCGGUAAAAAGACUAAAUUACCCUUGUGUGAAAUAAUUUAAAAGAAAAAAAUAACUAGGUUAGGGUUAAAGGACAUACAGUGCAAGAUUUUGAAACAAUAAGUACAAAACCCGUCAAUUUUAAACAUAAAGGACACUGCCUGCAAAUGAGUAUAAAGAUAAAGGACAAUACUUGCAAUUUACUCUAAAUAAUAUUAUAAAUGAGAAGGAGAUUAAACUAAAUAAUAAUUAUAAUUAUCCACAAGAUAUUAAACUAAUAAUAUUUAGUAGAAGAGUCAUUUAUAAUAUAAGAUAUUAAACUAAAUAAUAUUAAACUAAAAUAAUAAUUAUCUAUAAGAGAUGACCUAAUAUGAUGACAAGUGUCCCAAAAGUGAUUUCUUUUAUUAUAUAGUAUAGAUUUUAUUCUUAGGAUCUAAAAAAAACUAACUGUCUAAAUAACACUAGUGGAAUAAUUAUUAGUCGAGUAAUUAUGAUUAUUCACAAAUAAUUACUCUACUAGAAUAAAUACAUGAAAUUUUUGUUACAUUUUGCAACUAAACAAGCUUAAGUAGAUGAAAAAAAAAAUUUUAAAAAAGAAAAAGUAUCCUCCUUCACUUCUCAUGUUUAGACCAUUUUGUAUAUUAACACUCAUUUAUAUUUGAUUCUUACACUUUCUAUAUAUAUUUAAGAAAUGAUUGAAACUUAUCUAUAGGCAAAGGAUCAUGUACAAAUGUACCAAAAUGAUAAUUCGUAAAAAAUGUGUAGGAGAAAGUUUUGACCAUUAAUAAAGAAAUUCAAUGGUUGAGACUACAUGGUAUGUAAAAUUUAUGUGACUAAAAACAAGGGAAAUAAGUUUGAAAAGGAAAAAAUAUGAACAUCCAAUAUUGGUGACUCAUAAACCCAUUUUCAACACGAAUUUCAAACAACUAUAACUUUCCCAUACGAUAAUAUUUUUUUAAAAACAUUUCAUAUUAACGAGCAUUUCACCCUCUUUAACUUAAGUAGGCUAUUACUAUAGAUUUCUUAAUUUUAAAAUUUUGUUUUACAAGCUAUAACGUUACGUGAUUUUGUAACGCUACAUCAUCAUGUUACAGUAAUAUGCUUUUUAUUCUUGAAACAAGUUGAUAUAGCGUGUGAACUGUAACGAAGGAUUGAUCGCGUUGAUUCUUAGAAUACCCGCAAUAAUCUUCCCAAACCCCCAAAUUCGACUCACAGGGCAGAGAAUUUGAAAUGAUAAGAUGGUUUACUGCAAAACUGAUAAGUGACCAUCCAGAUUACAUGAGAAGGACAUAAAUAAGAACAAAAAUUCGAAACGGGCCAUAAAAAGGCCAUGGAAAUAGAAGCCAAAAAACAAAAGGCAUAAAACAUGAAGAAAAACAUAAACGUGCUCGUAACUCCCAAUAGAAUGCGUUUUUUGAACUCAAACUUCAUGACGUGUUCCUCGUUUAAAGGUUCGAUUUGAGUAGUAGAACGCUUAAAACGGAGACUCAUAGCCAAAGUUAUGGUCAUUUUCGUGUAUCACCCUUGGUAGCUCGAUUAUAGGCUGCCAGAAUACCAUGGCUUAAUCUUCCACACUUGAGUCCGCAUCAUAAGUGUAACGCUACGUGACUAUGUAUUAGUACGUAAUUAUAUAACAAUAGUUGACUAUAUAUUAUUAUGUGAUUACGUGAUUUUGCAUACCCAUUACGUGAUUACUUAAUUUCAUUACAAUAUUUAGUAUUUAUGUGAAAACUAAGUGAUUACGCAAUUACGUACCAACCAUAAUUGUAAUAAAAAUCAAAAUAGAUAAAUACAUAAUAUUUCACGGAAUACCUAAUAUUUCAGGUUUAAUCACGUAUUAAAUAUAAAUGUAAUUAAAACAUUAACCAAUCAACCUAUAAUAACCACGUAAUGCUAUAUAUUACAGAUUAAAAUCACAUAAUAAGCCGUAAACAAUUAAGUUCUCGUUAUUAAAUGUGUAAAGACGUAAUAAACUAACUGUAAUAACAUCAGUUAUAACAAAUCAAAUUAAUUGUAUAAUCACGUAAUGAUUUAUAUUGAAUGUGUAAUCUCGUAUCAUUUAAAAAAAAAUAAAUUAAGAAAACUACAGCAAUAGCCUAUUCAAAUUAAAGAAAAUCAAAUGCUCGUUAAUACAAUGUAUUUUUUUAGAGUAUUAUCAUAUGAAAAAAGUUUAAGUCUUUUCAAAAUCGUGCAAGAAAUGAAUUUAUAAGUCAACAAUAUUAGAUUUUCCUAAAAUACUCUUGUCUUUGAAUAUUUCCUACAUUUCGUGUGAAUCGACUCUUUUGUACAAUAAUUAUUCACCUUAUGUUUAGUAGUAAUCUAAAACUUAAUAAAUUGGUAAACAGGUAAUCUAAUAUAUGAUAAUACAAAGAUUAAAAACUAUACAAAGUAAACUGAUUAAAAACAAGUGAAAAUAAAAAUAAAAGAAAUGAUAUGAAUUUGGUUCAUAUAAAUUGAGUGGAUAGACUUAAGGCUAUCUGAUAUGGGUUAGCGCCCUAGUCAGAUCAACUAAUGGCCCACCAAACACUUCCCUGUGGGUGUUAUGAACGGGGUCCAUCUCUUUAACGAGUGCCAUAACCCUAUGCAUGUGGGGGCCAUGUAAUUCCACAUCAGGUUUUUCUUUUUUGAUUUUCUUUUUUUUUUCCAAUAGUUUUUAAAGGAUAAUGGCACAUCUAAAAGUUUUCUUAAUGAUAAGUAAAUAUAUUUUUACCUCGUUUGGAUCUGACAAUAACGGUUGGCGGGGCUUAACAAAUUAAAAAAAACCAACGAGUACAAGGUAAUAGUAAGUUUAACGCCGAAUAGAAAAAAAGUAAAUAAAUAGUUACCUAGUUGAGGUCGGGCAACAACGAUUCAUGAUAAUGAGGACGAAAACCGGACACGACCUCCCCACGUUAUCAUCAUUUCCUCUCCCAUCGUAAGAAUCAGAGACAACAGGCCCCUCCUAAUAUAAACGGUGUGCUAAGUAUUUCAUAAACAAAAAAAAAAAAAAAAAAAAAAAA
Molecule: messenger RNA, 4610 nt
Organism: Helianthus annuus (common sunflower)
Lineage: Eukaryota; Viridiplantae; Streptophyta; Magnoliopsida; Asterales; Asteraceae
Product: probable receptor-like protein kinase At2g23200
Exons: 2
Coding region: 286-1470 (394 amino acids)
Biological process (GO): protein autophosphorylation
Cellular component (GO): plasmodesma; plasma membrane
Molecular function (GO): transmembrane receptor protein tyrosine kinase activity
Source: RefSeq, a predicted model, not a curated record